Molecule: messenger RNA, 1512 nt
Organism: Aspergillus steynii IBT 23096
Lineage: Eukaryota; Fungi; Ascomycota; Eurotiomycetes; Eurotiales; Aspergillaceae
Product: putative MFS nicotinic acid transporter Tna1
Exons: 8
Coding region: 1-1512 (503 amino acids)
Biological process (GO): transmembrane transport
Cellular component (GO): membrane
Molecular function (GO): transmembrane transporter activity
Source: RefSeq, a predicted model, not a curated record
AUGGAGAAGACUUCAACAAUGAACAUCGACCACCUUGACGACAGCCCGAGACACUCGACGAUGGAGAAAGUCCCCCACGAUGAACACUCACCGCUUGAGUUCACGCCGGAGAUGGAGAAGCGCGUCCUUCGGAAAAUGGACCUGCGGUUGAUUCCGAUGCUGUCGCUGCUGUAUUUGCUGGCGUUUCUGGAUCGAGGGAAUAUCGGGAAUGCCAAGAUCGAGGGGAUGCUGGACGAUUUGAAUAUGACGGGACCGCAGUAUAAUUGGACAUUGACGGUGUUCUUCUUCACCUACGCUGCGUUCGAGCUGCCGAGUAACUUGCUCUUGAAGAAAUUGAGGCCCUCGCGAUGGCUGCCGUUGAUCAUGAUUGCGUGGGGAAUUGUCAUGACAUUGAUGGGAGUGGUCCAGAGCUAUGAAGGGCUGUUGAUUGCUCGUCUAUUUCUCGGUCUAGCUGAAGCAGGCCUUUACCCCGGAACCGCAUAUUACAUCACCCUCUGGUACCCCCGUCAUCGAGCGCAGUACCGACAAGCCAUGUUCUUUAGUGCGGCCAGCAUUGCGGGAGCUUUCUCGGGCAUCCUAGCCUAUGCCAUUGCGAAAAUGGACGGCGUCGGUGGACAUGAAGGCUGGCGCUGGAUCUUCAUUUUAGAAGGUCUCCUUACAGUUGUCGUGGCAUUCAUUGCUCCAUUUGCCAUUUACGACUCACCCGAAACAGCCACCUUCUUGACCGAGGAAGAGCGACAGUUCGUCCUUCAUUCCGUCCGCUUUCAAACUUCUGCAGGGCACAUUGGCCACAUGGUCGAAGAGGAGGAAAUCAAAUUCCGACCUCGUUAUGUGAUCGACGCCUUGCUGGACUGGCAGGUCUACGUUGCAUUGAUCAUGUUCUGGGGCAUCUCAUGCCCUUUAUACGGCAUAUCCUUCUUCCUACCAACCAUCAUCAAGGAUCUGGGCUACACCUCCUCCACAGCCCAACUACUCACCGUCCCGAUCUACGUCACGGCCGCGAUCGUCGGAAUAAUAGGGGCAUGGGUAUCUGACCGACGGUGCCAACGGUCCCCAUUCAUCCUUUUCUUCAUGUUCCUCAUCGCCCUCGGCUUUGUCGUUGUUCUCGCCUCCACCGGCAAAGGCGUCCCGGGCGUAGUCUACUUCGGCGUCUUCCUCGCUGUAAUCGAGAAAGGAAUCUACCCCGCGUUCCCAGGAAACGUCACCUGGUUGAGCGUCAACCUCGCAGGCGACUAUAAGCGCGCCGCCGGCAUGGCCAUGCACAUCGGUCUUGGGGGUCUAGCAGGCGCCAUGGCGUCAAAUUUCUACCGCGCGCAAGACGCACCGGAGUAUGUUCUCGGGCACGCGCUGGAGCUCGGGUUCUGUGGCAUCGGGAUGAUUGCUGUCUUGGUUCUGCGGUUUUCGUAUAAGACGAUUAAUAAAAAGCGAGAGCGCGUUGAUGUGUCUGCGUAUGAUCCGAGCGAGAUGGCGAAGAUGGGGGAUCGGUCGCCGAUGUUUAGGUAUAUGCUUUGA